AUGAGGAUAUCCUUAAGCUUGAAUGCAUUCGUUUCCCCAAUAUCAGUCACUAGUCGAAAGUCCUUCGAAAAGUUGGACAAGACACCCUCGACUGUCUUCCAGUACUACUAUCAACUGCAGCUGAAAUCACUCAAUAGAAGUGGCCUGCCAGCAGACAUAUUAGAACCCGUGAACACCGGUCACAAUUCUCUGCGAAGGUACGUACGAAAAGAAUGGGAGUCGCUUUCGAUGUCAAAGAAGAGGGUAUACCACGCGUUGUAUUUCCAUUUUAUAAAACUCAAUUAUAAGGAGCUUGCACCGGAAGAAUUUGCAAAGCGUUUAGAGCUACCGAUUCCAAUCUCAAGUGAAUAUUUGCUUUUCCGCAACAAGUUUAAAUUGGAAUUCGAUAGAAUUUGGAAAGAACAGUGCAAAAAAGACCAUCACGGGCGCUCUCGUAGAAUUUACUUAAGGACUGGCCCUUCUAAUUUACUGAAAGCCUCAAGGACCAUAAAAGGGACUGAGAGCGGUUUCGAUUAUGACUCCACAAGGCAAUUUCAAGAAAUGUGUCGCCAAUGCAGGAAAGUAUGGCGAGACAAGGUUACCAGCGACCAGAAGGCACAGAUGGUCGAAAUAUUGCAAAAAAACAGGCAAGAAUUCAAACUGAAGCUGGAACAGGAGGUGAAAAUACUUGAUAGCCUUCAGAAUGCUCUUCAAAAAUAUUUGGCUGGCCCAAGCGCUAAAAUAAGCACAGCGUUAGAUUUCGAACGCCCUGUAACACAGUCGCACCACAGCGUAAUUGCACUCUUGCUUGCGACUGGGAAGAAGGAUUAA
This is a messenger RNA of Lachancea thermotolerans CBS 6340, 810 nucleotides long. RefSeq names its product mitochondrial HMG-box protein CIM1 (gene CIM1). The transcript has a single exon. Bases 1 to 810 code for a protein of 269 amino acids. Lineage: Eukaryota; Fungi; Ascomycota; Saccharomycetes; Saccharomycetales; Saccharomycetaceae. The record is from RefSeq and is a predicted model, not a curated record.